UCAUCGGUGGGGCCACGAGCUGAGUGCGUCUAGUCACUCCGUCCCAUGUCCCUUGGGAAGGUCUGAGACUAGGGCCAAUCAGCGGCCCUAACAGGGCCCUCCCUGAGCUUCGGGGAGGUGAGUUCCCAGAGAACGGGGCUCCGCGCGAGGGCAGACUGGGCAGGAGAUGCCACCGACCCCGCCCUUGCGGAGGGUCGUGGCGGAUGCCUCCCUAGCCGGAGCUUGGAACAGACUCACGGCCAGCGAAGCUGUGGAAGGAAGGCUGAGUAAGCAGACGUUUUAGGGAUGGAAGGGCCGUGGAAGCUACAGACAAUGGUAAUGAACUCGGAAAACCUGGUCAAGUGAACCUUAGAAAAGAUUGCAGGUGGACGUCUUCUUCCAGUAUCUUUCCUGCUAAGCCUGUUAACUUGACUAUUACCCUGAAGGUUGAAGAUGGAAUCCUCUGAGGAAGAAAGGCCUAGCUCUUCAGCACCGUGUGUGCCAGCCCAGAAGCAGCAGUGUGAAAGCCUCUGUAACAUCUGCUGCAGACCCCUAAAAAUCAAGGAGGAUUGGAUUUGGACAUCCUCAGUAGAAAUGGUUAAAUGCUGAUGGGAUCAUAAACACAUGAUGCCAGAUAGUUGAUAAAUCCUAUAGCUCAGCUUGAUUCCUAGAUACAAGCUGGAUUCAUUUGAUACCACAGAAAUGAAACUUCGGGAGACUAGAUUGGAGUCUCACUUCUUUCCCAGCCUGAACUCUUGGGAGCUCAUGAAGGUAGAUGAUUCUUCAAAUUAAAGACGGACACUGACUUUUCUCACCAGAAAUGGUUUAUAGAAUCAACUUUCAAAAAUGAGCACCUUAGAAAUGAGCCAUUGAAGGUUUUGUCUAUGUCAUGAGAGAACAGGACACGUGUUUUGCUGAAAGCCUGCUUUCAGUUUUAAGCAUCUGGAAACCUUAUCAUCUAUUAUGUCUUUGUGUGAAGACAUGCUGCUUUGUAACUAUCGCAAGUGUCGCAUCAAACUCUCUGGUUAUGCAUGGGUCACUGCCUGCUCUCAUAUAUUCUGUGAUCAGCAUGGCAGUGGUGAGUUUAGUCGUUCACCAGCUAUCUGCCCUGCCUGCAACAGUACUCUUUCUGGAAAGCUAGAUAUUGUCCGCACAGAACUCAGUCCAUCAGAGGAAUAUAAAGCCAUGGUAUUGGCGGGACUUCGACCAGAGAUUGUGUUGGACAUUAGCUCCCGAGCACUGGCCUUCUGGACGUAUCAGGUACACCAGGAGCGUCUCUAUCAAGAAUACAAUUUCAGCAAGGCUGAGGGCCAUCUGAAACAGUUGGAGAAGAUAUAUACUCAGCAAAUACAGAGCAAGGAUAUAGAAUUGACCUCUAUGAAAGGGGAGGUCACCUCCAUGAAGAAAGUGCUAGAAGAAUACAAGAAAAAGUUCAGUGACAUCUCUGAGAAACUUAUGGAGAGAAAUCGCCAGUAUCAAAAGCUCCAAGGCCUCUAUGAUAGCCUUAGGCUACGAAAUAUCACUAUUGCUAACCAAGAUGGUACCCUUGAACCAUCUAUGAUUGCACAGUCUGGUGUUUUUGGCUUCCCAUUAGGGAACAACUCCAAGUUUCCUUUGGACAGUACACCAGUUCGAAAUCAGGGUGGUGGAGAUGGAGAUUUUCAGUUCAGACCAUUUUUUGUGGGUUCUCCCACAGCACCUGAACCCACCAACAGCUUUUUUAGUUUUGCCUCCCCAAGUAAUGAAUUAGAGCAGCAGCAAGUCUCUAGCAGGGCCUUUAAAGUAAAAAGAAUUUAGUUCACCUUACAGAAUGUUUCUCUGUUUAUUUUCAGUGAUUUCAUUUAGUAAAUAAUCUUUGUUUUAGAUAGGAGUCACCACCCUCUCUGUGUUUGUAUUGAGUCUUCGAAGUUGUCUUCACAUUUUCAACUUACAAGAAAUUCAGUGGCAGUUGUGGGUGGCUUUAGAAUCAGGUUUCCUUUUCUGUUUCUAUUCUUUAAGGUGUAAGCGUUUUAUUAAACUCAAUUUUAGGGUGAACUGUUGAGUUUUCACUGGUAGUGAAAAGCUUACAAUAUUAUUGGGUGUUUUGUAGAUCACCAUUUGUUUCUGUCUGGGCUAUUUCUGUCUAGGCCAUGUUUUUAAACAUACUAUAUAAGCACCUAUGUUAUAUGGCUACAUGUCACUUUGGGUUCUGGUAUUUAUACAUACAUGUAUAUGUAUGUUCCUUUACAUUGUUUUUUUGCUGCAUUUGGCAGUAUGUUUAUGUGAAGAUUUUGGUUUCAGGAAAUAGUGAGUGGGCCUGUAGCUUGUUACUUGGGUGUGUACAUUUAUUUGUAUAUAUUUAAUGUAUUUGCCCUUGUAUUAACUUGUUUGGAGGUGUGCUCAUGUCAGUGAAUGAAGGUACAAUUUGAUGCAUGUAUGUUUACUUCCUAUUUCUAUUUAAAAAUAAUUCACAUUGAUAAAGUUAUUUUGUAAAGUUGACUUUUUGGCAUUUAUUUUAGAAUAAAAUUACUUUCUUUACCCUUUUGCUAGC
Molecule: messenger RNA, 2509 nt
Organism: Physeter macrocephalus (sperm whale)
Lineage: Eukaryota; Metazoa; Chordata; Mammalia; Artiodactyla; Physeteridae
Gene: CCNB1IP1
Product: cyclin B1 interacting protein 1
Exons: 11
Coding region: 943-1776 (277 amino acids)
Biological process (GO): reciprocal meiotic recombination
Cellular component (GO): synaptonemal complex
Molecular function (GO): ubiquitin protein ligase activity
Source: RefSeq, a predicted model, not a curated record